Molecule: messenger RNA, 2056 nt
Organism: Lycium barbarum (goji berry)
Lineage: Eukaryota; Viridiplantae; Streptophyta; Magnoliopsida; Solanales; Solanaceae
Product: mannan endo-1,4-beta-mannosidase 5-like
Exons: 5
Coding region: 488-1801 (437 amino acids)
Molecular function (GO): hydrolase activity, hydrolyzing O-glycosyl compounds
Source: RefSeq, a predicted model, not a curated record
CUAAAACUCUCCAAAUUAUGAGCUGAUCAUUUCAGUAUUUCUUGUCUUCAAAUCAUGCAGGACAAAUGGAGAGAUUCAUUAAUUUCAAGCACUUCAACCUUCUAUGUCAUAUUCAAUUUCCCAUGAACUUAUCAAAUUUUAAAACUAGGCACAUGGAGAAGCACUUUUGUAAAACAUCACCCACAUUUUAGCGCCUUGUCUGUUUUCCCUUUAUUCUUUAAUUUUUCUCUUCUCUUUUUCCAUCAACUGAACUUUCACCUUCUGUCUGCUUUCCACAAAAUCUUCAAACCAAAGAUACAGAAAUUCGUUUUUGCCAAAUUUAGUAAAACCAACUAUUGGAUUUCCAUCCUGAAAAUCCUCCUAAUUACUUCAACUUCAUUUUUUCUAUUUUUAGCAAGCUCUAAAUAACUAUAAAUAGCCCUACAAACAUCUCUUGGCUACUCAAAUCUUCCUUUUCCCACUAUACAUUGUUCUAACAAAUUAAUUAAUGGCUUAUUUUACUAGAGCAAUUAGCUCAUUCUUUGCAUUGCUCUGCCUUCUAGCUAUAGUCACAGAAGCUAGGAAUCUAGGACAUAAAACUAAUAAAGUAGGAUUUGUUAGAACAAAAGGUCCUCAUUUUGUACUAGAUGGAUCUCCAUUUCUCUUCAAUGGUUUCAACUCUUAUUGGCUGAUGCAUGUUGCUGCUGAGCCAAAUGAUAGGUACAAAGUCUCUGAGGUUUUCCAGGAAGCCUCUGCUGCCGGCCUUUCUGUAUGCAGGACUUGGGCUUUUAGCGAUGGUGGCGAUACAGCGUUGCAAAUAUCUCCUGGUGUCUACGAUGAACGUGUUUUUCAGGGAUUGGAUUUUGUGAUCUCAGAAGCAAGAAAGUAUGGGAUACGCUUAAUAUUGAGCUUUGUUAAUAACUACAAAGAUUUUGGAGGGAGAGAUCAAUAUGCUCAAUGGGCAAGAAAUGCAGGAAUUCAGAGUAUUAACAAUGAAGAUGAUUUUUAUUCUCAUCCAGUUCUUAAAGAUUAUUACAAGAACCAUGUUACGAAAAUAGUGACAAGGGUCAAUACCAUGACUGGAAUAGCAUACAGGGAUGACAAUACAAUCAUGGCAUGGGAACUAAUGAAUGAGCCUCGUUGCAAUGCUGAUUAUUCUGGAAAAACAGUCAAUGGAUGGGUUCAAGAGAUGGCAAGUUUUGUGAAAUCACUAGACAAAAGGCACUUGUUGGAGAUAGGAAUGGAAGGAUUUUAUGGCGAUUCAAUGCCUGAAAAGAAGCAAUUUAAUCCUGGUUACCAAGUUGGAACAGAUUUCAUCAGUAGCCAUCUUGUUAAGGAGAUUGAUUUUGCGACUAUACAUGCAUACACUGACCAAUGGUUGUCUGGACAAAGUGAUGAUGCUCAAGCAGCAUUCAUGCAAAAGUGGAUGACAAGUCAUUGGCAAGAUUCAAGAACAAUAUUAAAGAAACCAUUAGUGCUUGCUGAAUUUGGAAAGUCAAGCAAAGAUCCAGGAUACAACCAAAAUGCAAGAGACACAUACAUGAGCUUUGUUUACAGAAAUGUGUACAAUUUUGCAAAAGCGGGAGGGACUAUGGGUGGAAGCUUAAUAUGGCAGUUAGUGGCACAAGGCAUGGAGAACUUUGAUGAUGGUUAUUCAAUUAUCUUAGCUCAAAAUCCUUCAACUACAGGACUAAUUUCAGGCCAAUCUCAUGCCAUGACAACUUUGGCUAAUUUAGUUAAUAUCCCUAAGUUUGUUCGUGGACAUCAUCCAUUAGGUGUUGGACAUCAUCCAUUAGGAAUUGGACAUCAUCGUUUUGGUUGAUGAGGUCAUCAUGGACAACUUGUUUUUAAGGUGCCUGAUUUUGACCGUCCAAGUUUAUAUUCUGGAGUACUCUUAUAGCCAAAAUUGGAAUUUCCGCAUUAGCAGAAGUUAGCUCAUGUACGGUUGAUUGACUUUCUGAAUGUAUUUUGCUUACAUUUCAACACACUUGAUUUCCACUUGUUUAGGACUGAAUCGUUGUUAUUGUUGUUGUUCAAUACAUUUGUUAUUCGAAGUAGAUUUUUUCAUAUUUCUGUU